CUUACGGAAACGGGAUUGGAACAAGGAAUUUCACAAGAUUCUUACUAGAAACGAGAUUUUAAGAAGGAAUUUCACAAGAUUUCUAUUGUAUAGGGAGAUUUCAAAUUGGAUUUUCUCAAGAUUUCUACUGCGACUGUUGAUUCAUCUUCUGCUUCUGUCACUUUGGCCGUUCCUCAAACCAGAAUAUUAAGAAAUUGAAUGGACUUUACACACCUAGCAUUUUACAAUCGAGAGGUAACCUUGGAGGAUGUUCCGAGGAAACCACAAAGAUUGCCAGAGAGAAGCCUAUAUAAGUUUGCUUUCGGAGGUGAGACCCGUCUUGAACAAGCCCUCGCAUUGAUUGAUAUGCUUGCACUGGAAGAUCUUGUUGAAGUCAUGAGAUUCGUUAGGAUGAGGAGAAACAUUCUUUCAGCUGAGAGGGAUCGCCACCAAGAGUUGGAAGGUAUGUUUGACAAAAUGGCUGAAUAUAUAGCCAUGGACGAUGUAGAAGUUGUUGCUCCUAAUGUUGGUGUUGCAGCUGCUCCUGAUGUUGGUGCUGCUGGUGGUCCUGCUGCUCCUGAUGUUGUUGCUGCUGGAAAUGCUCCUGGUGCUCCUUAAGUUUUUAAGUUUAAAUUUUAAAUAUUAAAACUUCAGGUUUAUAAGACUUGUGGUUGAUGUUUUAGGAUGGUUGAUGUUUGUAUUUUGGAUGAUCUUUGUGUGGUUGAUGUUUGUAUUUUGGUUGAUCUUUGUGUUGAACUUAAUGCACUUCAUGUUCAAAUUGA
This is a messenger RNA of Papaver somniferum (opium poppy), 761 nucleotides long. RefSeq lists its product as uncharacterized. NCBI's taxonomy places the organism in Eukaryota, Viridiplantae, Streptophyta, Magnoliopsida, Ranunculales, Papaveraceae. The coding region runs from base 199 to 597 and encodes 132 amino acids. The record is from RefSeq and is a predicted model, not a curated record. The transcript has 2 exons.